Messenger RNA from Rhizoctonia solani, 1962 nucleotides. RefSeq names its product Transposase family Tnp2 protein. Bases 1 to 1962 code for a protein of 653 amino acids. The record is from RefSeq and is a predicted model, not a curated record. NCBI's taxonomy places the organism in Eukaryota, Fungi, Basidiomycota, Agaricomycetes, Cantharellales, Ceratobasidiaceae. The transcript has 5 exons.
AUGCCCGACCGUAGAGCAGUCACCGGAGAGCGUGUUUGGUGUUACUGUGGAAUAAAUAAGUAUGCCCAGCGGCUAGACCAACUUUUGCGUGCGGGCAACAUUGAAGACAAUGAGGACAACGCUGAAAAUAGUGAGAAUGGAAUGGAUAUUGACCAUACGAUGCAUAAUGCGCAUCAGUACAAAGACCGUGGAGGGGAUUUAGGGCUUGGAGACAACAGCUUUAACAAUAUUGAUGCAUACAUGGGCGCACACCUUGACAGCAAGCUGUCUGAGUUGGAGGACUUGCAUGCCAAUUGGCACAAUAUUGACAACCCUGUUUGCAUUCCCUUGCAAACGCCAACUCCCCCGCCCGACAACGAGGAACCCCCUGACGAGGAUGGAUUUGCACACAUCACGGAGGAGGAUUAUUGCGAGUACAAUUGUUGGUUUGACAAAGACACUCUUGAAAUGGACAACAUUAUUGCCAAAACUCUUACCAAGGAAGAAAUGGAUAGCAUCAAGAUGAUGGCUAUACGACUGUUUGGACACAUCUCGCAGCGCAACUACAAACGUAGUUGGUAUUCAUUUUGGGAAAAAAUCUAUUUGCUCUCAGCCUAUUGCUUACACCAAAAGCUUGCUAUUCUUUCUGGGAUAUCCCCUCAACCAAUUGACUGCUGCAUCAACGUCUGUCACGCAUUCACUGGACCCUACGCCAACGAGGAUAUAUGCUCUACAUGUAAGGAGCCGCGCUAUGACUCAAAGGGAAGACCACGCCAGGAAGAAGGCCGGAUGGAUGAUUACAUUGACUUGCAACGCUAUAAAGAUCUGUGUGAAAGUAACAUUAUUGUCAAAGGUGAGGACUUGGGAGUCCGGUAUUUUCAUGGAUCUUGCAACAUUGCCUAUGCGGUCAUGACAGAUGGCGUCAACCUAUUCAAGCAGGCGCAUUCUGAGAAAAGUACUUGUUGGCCGAUUAUGGCCAUCAAUUUAAAUCUCCCUGCAAGCAAACGCGUUAAGCUUUGCAAUUUGAUUCCCCUGGGCGUUAUCCCUGGACCAAACCAGCCAAAGGAUUUUGACUCGUACCUGGAGCCGUUUGUGGGGGAGGCAAUCAAACAGGCUUGUGGGGUUGAGACUUACGACGUCACUAGGCAGGAACGGUUCAAGUUACGGGCCCAUGCUUUUCUCAUUUCGGGCAACAUGCAGGCAAUCAAGCACGUGACCCAAAUGAAAGGACCAAACGGCAAGGUUCCUUGUCGCGCGUGCGAGGCCAUUGGUGUUUAUCAUACCUGCCGCAAGGGUUAUUACAUCCCUCUUGCUAACCCAGCCAACUACCCCGACGCAAUCCCAGAUGGCAGACCUGACCCACAGGAUUUCCCGCCCAAUACAAUUCCUUCGUACAACCCACUCAAUCUCCCUCUCCGCACCAAAGCUAGGAUCGCUGACCAACUUGGAGAAAUGGAUGCUGCCAACACAAAGCGCCAACGUGAUGCCUUGUCUAAGAACUACAGACUCAUCAACCAUUUGAUCCUUGACCGCAUUCCCUUGAUUUGUUGGCCUGACUUGUACCCGCACAAAUACCUUCACUUGUUUCUUCUCAAUCAUGGCCGUGAACUUAUCUCACUUUGGACUGGAUCUUGUCACAGCAUUGAUGAUUCUGGCAACGAGGAUUAUUUGAUAUCUGCUGACGACUGGGCCGCUAUUGGACUUGAGACCAAAGAGGCUUCAAAAACACUACCUGCCGCAUUCAUUCGACCCUUGCCCAACAUUCAGACUAGCCAAGCGGUUUUUUGCGGUGAGACUUGGGCUUUCUGGCUAGUUUUUAUUGGACCAGUAGUUCUACGUGGACGGCUUGCCAAGAAAUACUACGAACAUUACCUGGAGCUUGUGGAGAUCAUGAAGUGUCUUACCUCAGUUACUAACACUACAGCUCAAAUAGAGCAACUCAGAGACAAGAUUGCUCAUUACGUCAAGGGUUUUGAAGAGUAA